GCGGCGGUGGCGGCGGCGGCGCUGGUGCGGAGCUGUGCUUCGGGACUUUCUCCACAUCUUCGGAGGGGCCGCUUCCACAGGCGAGUGGCCCGGUAGGGCAGCGCGAAGCUUCGCCGGCUCGCUACUGGAGGGAACUGAAUAGGCCUUGGUCCAACACUUUGAUUUUAAUUUUUUUUUUAUUUCUGCCCCUCCCCCUCCCCGCUGGAGCAGAGACCUAAGAGGGCCCUGAGCUGUAGAGCACCGUGCAGACAUUAGCAACUGGGUCUUCGAAGGCUCUGGAAGGUGUUGGCUUGGGGAUUGAUUCAGCACUUCAUCCUGAGCCCAUUAUGGAUUGGCUGUGAUUUUAGGGACACACAGAAAAUUUCCAAAAUGAAGGUGGAUAGGACUAAACUGAAGAAGACGCCUACUGAGGCUCCUGCAGAUUGCCGGGCUCUUAUAGACAAACUUAAGAGUUGUAAUGAUGAGCAACUCCUCUUGGAACUUCAGCAGAUCAAAACCUGGAAUAUUGGAAAGUGUGAACUAUACCAUUGGGUGGACCUGUUAGAUCGAUUCGAUGGGAUUCUGGCGGAUGCUGGACAGACUGUGGAAAACAUGGCUUGGAUGCUGAUGUGUGACAGGCCUGACAAAGAGCAUCUGAAAUUACUGCUCUUGGCAGUCUUGAACUUUACUGCCCUGCUCAUUGAGUACAGCUUUUCUCGGCAUCUGUACAGCUCCAUAGAGCAUCUGACUACAUUGCUGGCCUCCUCUGAUAUGCAAGUGGUCCUCGCGGUGCUGAAUCUCCUAUAUGUGUUCAGCAAGAGAUCCAACUAUAUUACCCGCCUGGGUUCUGACAAGAGGACUCCACUGCUGUCCCGACUGCAGCACUUGGCAGAGAGCUGGGGUGGCAAGGAAAAUGGCUUUGGCCUUGCGGAAUGUUGUCGAGACCUACACAUGUUGAAAUACCCACCCAGUGCAACUACACUACACUUUGAGUUCUAUGCAGACCCAGGGGCCGAGGUCAAAGUUGAGAAGAGGACACCCAGUAAUACACUACAUUACAUCCAUAUAGAGCAGCUGGACAAGAUUUCAGAAAGUCCUUCUGAAAUCAUGGAAUCCCUCACGAAAAUGUACAGCAUCCCAAAGGAUAAGCAGAUGCUGCUGUUUACACACAUCCGCCUAGCCCAUGGCUUUUCCAAUCAUAAGAAGAGGUUACAAGCUGUUCAAGCCAGACUCCAUGCGAUAUCUAUAUUAGUAUAUUCCAAUGCCUUACAGGAGUCUGCAAACAGUAUCCUGUAUAAUGGGUUGAUAGAGGAGUUGGUAGAUGUCCUUCAGAUAACAGAUAAACAGCUCAUGGACAUUAAGGCAGCCUCUUUGAGGACUUUGACAUCAAUUGUGCACUUAGAAAGGACCCCCAAACUUAGCAGUAUUAUUGACUGCACUGGGACUGCCUCCUACCAUGGAUUCUUACCUGUCCUUGUACGAAACUGCAUUCAAGCCAUGAUUGAUCCUUCCAUGGACCCAUACCCUCACCAGUUUGCCACUGCUCUCUUCUCCUUCUUGUACCACUUGGCCAGCUAUGAUGCUGGAGGAGAAGCCUUGGUGUCUUGUGGAAUGAUGGAGGCCUUACUUAAGGUGAUCAAGUUCCUUGGAGAUGAACAGGACCAGAUAACCUUUGUUACCCGAGCAGUCCGAGUCGUCGACCUUAUCACCAACCUUGACAUGGCAGCUUUUCAGUCGCACAGUGGGCUAUCAAUCUUCAUUUACAGAUUGGAGCAUGAAGUUGACUUGUGCCGAAAAGAGUGUCCUUUUGUGAUAAAGCCAAAGAUCCAAAGGCCCAGCACUGCCCAUGAAGGAGAAGAGAUGGAAACUGACACGGACGGAGUCCAGUGCAUUCCUCAGCGUGCCGCACUUCUCAAGUCUAUGCUGAACUUUCUUAAGAAAGCCAUCCAAGACCCAGCCUUCUCUGAUGGCAUUCGUCAUGUGAUGGAUGGCUCUUUGCCUACCUCGCUGAAACACAUCAUCAGUAAUGCCGAGUACUAUGGGCCCUCGCUCUUUCUGCUAGCUACUGAAGUGGUCACGGUGUUUGUUUUCCAAGAGCCAUCCCUCCUGUCCUCUCUGCAAGACAAUGGGCUGACUGAUGUCAUGCUGCAUGCUCUCCUUAUCAAAGAUGUUCCCGCAACCCGAGAAGUCCUUGGCUCCCUGCCCAAUGUGUUCAGUGCACUGUGCUUGAAUGCUCGUGGCCUCCAGUCAUUUGUGCAGUGUCAGCCUUUUGAACGUCUCUUCAAAGUACUGCUUUCUCCUGAUUACCUGCCGGCCAUGCGCAGGAGGAGGAGUUCAGAUCCCCUUGGCGAUACUGCUUCCAACCUGGGCAGUGCUGUGGAUGAGCUGAUGAGGCACCAGCCUACCCUGAAGACAGAUGCUACGACUGCCAUUAUCAAGUUGUUAGAAGAGAUCUGUAACCUCGGAAGGGACCCCAAAUAUAUCUGCCAGAAACCCUCCAUUCAGAAGGCAGAUGGCACGAGCACAGCUCCUCCUCAGAGAGCCAACCAUGCCGCGGAAGAGGCCUCCAGUGAGGAUGAAGAAGAGGAGGAGGUGCAGGCCAUGCAGAGCUUUAAUCCCCCUGCCCAGAGCGACACCGACUCAAACCAGCAGGUUAUUAGAACAGAAGAGCGAGUGCCCAUUCCCCUCAUGGAUUACAUCCUCAAUGUGAUGAAGUUUGUGGAAUCCAUUUUAAGCAAUAACACAACAGAUGACCACUGCCAGGAGUUUGUGAAUCAGAAGGGGCUGCUGCCUCUGGUGACUAUCCUAGGGCUCCCCAACCUGCCCGUUGACUUUCCCACAUCAGCUGCCUGUCAGGCUGUGGUAGGGGUCUGCAAGUCCAUACUGGUAAGGCCCAGCAGAAUGAGGAUAUGCCAGACAGGCAGGAAUACUCAGCUUGACUCUAUCCUCUCCUCUCCGGAACCUCUGCACUGGCCAAUCGAGGCCCCUGGGGGCUCUGUGCUUUUACGAGAGCUCGCCUGUGCUGGCAAUGUCGCAGACGCCGCGCUGUCUGCCCAGGCCGCCCCUCUACUGCAUGCUCUCACAGCUGCUCAUGCGUACAUCAUGAUGUUCGUUCACACUUGCAGGGUUGGCCAGAGCAAGAUCCGUGCCAUCUCAGUGAACCAGUGGGGUUCCCAGUUGAGUCUAAGUGUCCUAAGCAAGCUGAGCCAGUUCUACUGUUCUCUUGUCUGGGAAAGCACAGUUCUAAUCUCACUGUGUACCCCAAACAGCCUCCCAUCUGGGUGCGAGUUUGGGCAGCAGACAUGCAGAAGCCAGUCCCAAAGAGAGGAGAAGGCAGCCACUACAACAGGCACUCAUGGGACCAAGAGGGCUGAAGAAGAAAGUGAUGGGACAACAGCUACUGUGGAGGCCUCUGCCCAGGCCUUAUUGGAAGGCAUUGGACUGGAUGGUGAUACUUUGGCUCGCAUGGAGACGGAUGAGCCCAGUGCCUCAGACCCCAAGGGCAAGUCUAAGAUUACCCCUGCCAUGGCAGCUCAAAUCAAACAGAUUAAGCCUUUGCUUUCUGCCUCCUUGAGGUUAGGUCGAGCUCUUGCUGGGCUCUUUGGGCUUCUUGUUAAACUCUGUGUGGGAUCCUCUGUUCGCCAGCAGAGAAGUCACCAUGCAACCAGCACCACAACAGUGCCAACACCUGCAGCCACAACAGCUUCUGCUCUCACAAAUCUCCUCACUAAGGGCUUGUCCUGGCAGCCCCCACUAUACACACCCAUGCCCAGAUUCAGGCUGACUUUCUUCAUCUGUUCAGUCGGGUUCACCUCCCCCAUGCUGUUUGAUGAAAGGAAGUACCCAUACCACCUCAUGCUGCAAAAAUUCCUCUGCUCUGGAUGUCACAGUGCCCUUUUUGAAACUUUCAACUGGGCUCUCACCAUGGGAGGCAAAGUUCCUGUUGCUGAGGGCCUCGAAAAUGGUGAUCUGUCAGACGGCACAGGAGAGUUCCUAGACGCCUGGCUUAUGCUAGUAGAGAAGAUGGUGAACCCAACCACCGUGCUAGAGUCCCCCCACUCCCUGCCGGCCAACCUUCCUGGCAGCCAGAGCCACCCCCAGUUCAGUGCCCUGCGAUUCCUUGUGGUGACUCAGAAGGUGGCCUUCACCUGCAUUAAGAACCUGGGGAAUCGGAAGCCCCUGAAAGUGUAUGGAGGGCACAUGGCCGAGUCAAUGUUGGCCAUCCUGUGCCACAUUCUUCGUGGUGAAGCUGUCAUCUGAGAGAGACUGAGCAAGGACAAGGAAGGGGCCCAAGGAGAAGAGUCAGGGCCAGAGGAGAGUGGCUCCUGCCGUGACCCUCAAGUCAACCAGCAGCAGCUCCAGCAGCUAAGGGACAUGGGCUUCACAAGAGAGUAUGCCACGGAGGCCUUCUUGAACACCAGCACCCAGCACCAUGGAACAAGCCACAGUAUCUCCCACCCUCCUCCCCUCAUGGGAGGAGUUGUCCACAUGAGUUGGGCACAGCCUCCAGGCUUGACACCUUCUCACCCUGCUUUCUCCCUAGUUGACCUUGAUCUCAGCAUGUCAGAAGAGGACCAGACGAUGACAGCCAUUGCCAUAUCUUUGGGACAGGACAUCCUAAUGGAUCAGAGAGCAGAGGCCCCCCAAGGCCUGCUCUUCCAGGACCUCCCUGACGAACCACCAUCAGAAGAAGCUGCUUGCAGGAAGGAGGAAGAAGAGCGGAAAGCCCGGGAAAAGCAAAAAGAGGAGGAAGCCAAGUGCCUGGAGAAGUUCCAGGAUGCUGAGCCCCUGGAGCAGGAGGAGCUCCAUGGUUUCACAGACAGCAUGUUGCCAGGUUGCUUCCAUCUCCUGGAUGAGCUUCCAGACACUGUGUACUAUGUCUUGAUCAUGACUGCCAUUAAGCGCAAUGGGGCCGAUUAUCGAGACAUGAUUCUGAAGCAGGUGGUCAAUCAGGUCUGGGAAGCCGCUGAUGUUUUGAUCAAAGCAGCUCUUCCUCUGACAACCAGUGACACAAAAACUGUUUCUGAAUGGAUCAGUCAGAUGGUCACCCUUCCUCAGGCCUCAAACUUGGCUACUAGGAUCUUGUUGCUGACCUUGCUGUUUGAGGAAUUGAAACUCCCAUGUGCUCGGGUGGUUGAAUCCAGUGGCAUCCUCAAUGUCCUCAUCAAACUUCUGGAAGUGGUCCAGCCGUGCCUUCAAGCUGCCAAAGAGCAGAAGGAGGUCCACACCCCAAAAUGGAUUACCCCAGUGCUGCUCCUGAUUGACUUCUAUGAGAAGACAGCCAUCUCCUCCAAGAGGAGAGCCCAGAUGAACAAGUACCUCCAGGCUAACAGCAACAAUUGGCGCUGGUUUGAUGACCGGUCUGGGCGCUGGUGCAGCUAUAGCGCGAGCAACAACAGCACCAUUGAUGCUGCCUGGAAAGCUGGUGAGACAAGUGUCCGCUUCACAGCUGGCCGGCGGCGGUACACCGUGCAAUUCACCACAAUGGUGCAGGUCAACGAAGAAACUGGCAACCGGCGCCCCGUGAUGCUGACACUCCUGCGAGUGCCACGGCUUAGCAAAAAUCUCAAAGAUGGCAAUGAGCAGGAGCUGGACAAGACCCUGGAUGAAGCCAAAGAAGUUGAUGCGAAGCCAGCUGAGGAGAAAGCCUCCAGUGAAUGCCCCUUGGCUCCUGAGAGUCCAACCCUUGAGAAGGAGCUUGUUGCUGAGGAGGCCCAGCUGGGGGAGAUCCUGAUCCAAGGCCUCACGGAGGAGAUGGUGACAGUUCUGAUCAGGGCCUGCGUGAGCAUGCUGGGUGUUCCAGUGGACCCAGACACACUGCAUGCCACUUUGCGCCUCUGCCUGCGGCUUACCCGAGACCACAAGUACGCCCUGAUGUUCGCUGAGCUAAAGAGCACACGCAUGAUCCUGAACUUGACCCAGAGCUCUGGCUUCAAUGGAUUUACCCCCCUGGUUACUCUGCUCUUGAGGCACAUCAUUGAGGAUCCAUGUACCCUGCAGCAUACCAUGGAAAAGGUCGUGCGGUCUGCAGCUACAAGUGGGGCAGGAAGCACCACCUCUGGGGUGGUAUCGGGCAGCCUGGGCUCCCGGGAGAUCAACUAUAUCCUCCGUGUGCUUGGGCCAGCUGCAUGCCGUAAUCCAGACAUCUUCACUGAGGUGGCGAAUGGCUGUAUCCGCAUUGCUCUUCCAGCCCCUCGAGGUUCAGGGACCGCAUCAGAUGAUGAAUUUGAGAAUUUGAGAAUCAAAGGUCCCAAUGCUGUGCAGUUGGUGAAGACAACUCCAGUCAAGCCCUCUCCUCUGCCUCUCAUUCCGGACACCAUCAAGGAGGUGAUUUAUGACAUGCUUAAUGCCCUGGCUGCCUACCAUGCUCCAGAGGAAGCAGAAAAAUCAGACCCCAAACCUGGGGUGAUGACUCAGGAGGUUAGCCAGAUCCUGCAAGACAUGGGGGAUGAAGUAUACCAACAGUAUCGAUCUCUGACACGCCAGGGCAGUGACUUUGAUGCUCAGACUGGCUUCGCCAUUAAUGCUCAAGUCUUUGCCACCGAUGGUGCAUCCACUGAGACACCUCAGUCAGGGACCCCACAAGGAGGAGCAACUUCUACUCCAGAGGAGUCUCGGGAAGGGAAGAAAGACAAGGAAGGGGAAAGAGUCUCUGAAGAAGGCAAACAGAAAGCCAAAGGCAGCAAACCUUUGAUGCCACCCUCCACCAUCCUUAGGCUGCUGGCUGAGUUGGUGAGGUCCUAUGUUGGUAUCACCACUCUGAUUGCCAACUAUGACUAUGCUGUGGGCCAGUCAGAGCUUAUCAAAGAGGACUGCAGUGUGUUGGCAUUUGUCCUGGACCACCUUCUGCCACACACCCAGAAUGCUGAGGACAAAGACACUCUAGCACUAGCCCUCCUCUUUCUAGCCAGCCUGGCUGCAGCAGGCAGUGGCACAGAUGCCCAGGUGGCCCUGGUGAAUGAAGUCGAGGCCGCUCUGAGCCGAGCAUUGGCAAUGGCUGAGAGCACAGAGAAACAUUCCAGGCUCCAGGCAGCCAUGUGCAUCAUAAGCACCAUCAUGGAGUCAUGCCCCUCCACCUCUAGCUUCUAUAGUAGCACCACAGCCAACACCCAGGACAAUGGCAUGAAUAACAUCAUGAAUGACUUGGCACGAGUGCCCCACAGCCUCGACCUCUCCAGACCAAACAUGGCCAACACUGUCAAUGCUGCCCUGAAGCCUUUUGAGACACUGUCUCGGAUUGUGAACCAACCCAGCAGCCUCUUUGGUAGCAAGAGUGCUUCCAGAAAGAGCAAAUCUGAGCAGGAUGCUCAAGGAGCAUCUCAAGGCGCCAACAGCAUCACACAGGACCCAGGGGAGAUGGGGGAGACAGAAGUGCAGGAGAAGGCCCACAAUGCCACUCAAACAGAGGUUGCAGAUGGCGAUAUCAUGGAUGGAGAAGCCGAGAAUGACACUGUAGUGAUUGCUGGGCAGCCACAGGUGCUCAGUACUCAGGAGAUGCAGGUCGAGAACAAGCUUGAAGACUUAAUAGAUGAAUUGCUGGAGAGAGAUGGCGGAUCUGGGAACAGCACAAUCCUAGGGAAGUGCUUGGGCAGAAGUGAAAAGGACGAGUCACGAGAGGAUGUGCUGAUGGAUGAAGCUCCUUCCAACCUCAUCCAGGCUUCCACCUUGCAGGCCAACUGAGAAGAUUCAAUGAAUUUCUUGGAUGCUGAGGAUGAGGAGGAGCACACCCAAGAGGGGGACAGCAGCGGAAGUAAUGAGGAUGAGGAUGAGAGUCAGGAUGAGGAGGAAGACGAGGAAGAUGAUCAGGACAAUGAGGAAGGAGAAGAGGGAGACGAAGAUGACUAUGAUGAUGGCUCAGAGAUGGAGUUGGAUGAGGAUUACCCUGACAUGAACGCAUCUCCCUUGGUUUGCUUUGAGCUCUUCGAUCGAGAGGAUGACCUCUUCAUUGAAUUUGACAACAGUGCUACAGAUAUCCCUCCAUCCCCUGGGAACAUCCCCACUACGCAUCCAUGAGUGGUACGGUAUGCUCACAGCUCCCUCACCCUGGGCAGUGGUUCCUCCACCACCCGCCUCACCCAGGGCAUAGGCCGAAGCCAAAGGACACUGAGGCAGCUGACAAACAACACAGGGCACUCGAUCCAUGUGCACUACCCUGGCAAUCGACAGCCCAGCCCUCCCCUCAUACUGCAGAGGGGAGUUGAAUUACUGGGUCCUUCUGCCGCAGCCGAUAUCCUUCAGCUAGGCAGCAGCCUGUCACUCCAGAGUCGUGGCCGAGCCCACCUGCUGGUGGGCAAUGAUGACGUGCACAUCGUUGCCCAGUCUGAUGACGAGCUGCUUGAUGACUUCUUCCCUGACCAGAGCACAGCUACCAGCCAGGCUGGGACCCUCUCAAGCAUCCCCACAGCCCUGACUCUCUGGACAGAGGAACGCAAUGUGCUUGAUGCUGAGAGCAUGCAUGGCUGUGUGUCUGUGGUGAAAGUGCCCAUCCUCAAUCACCUGGAGUCCCUUAGGGAUGAGGAACUGGAGGAGAGUCUAGAGAACCGCCGGCAGCAGCUGGCCAACAGAGAGUCCAAGGGGAAAGAAGAGAAGGAGAAUAAGUAACAAAACACCCAGGACACCACAUCCAAAACGGAUACUUCUGGCCAACAGAAUGUCUCAGAUCAGACUCCUGGAUCUGACAGCUACCCAAUGACCCCAUCUCCAGCUGAAGGCACUUCAGCCAGGCCCAAACAGCCGCUUGUCACUCUGGAAACCUCUCAACAACCACCUCCAGCAACCACCAGAAACCUUGACCAGGAGCUGCCGGCCCAGCUCCAGCCCCAGGCUGCCACCCAGCCUCUGAUGCCGGCAGAGCAUGAAGACUUUGGCGCUGGGCGAGCCAGUGGGGAAACAGAAGCCACACAAAUGGAGUUCUCCCCAGCCCCACAAUAAGGAAGAAACAGGACCAGAGAGAAGGAAAGGGGCUUUGCCCCAAAUCCUGGGCCAAAUUUGAAUCAAGACCCUGGGACUAAAGCCAGCUACCUUGAGGGA
Molecule: messenger RNA, 9009 nt
Organism: Phascolarctos cinereus (koala)
Lineage: Eukaryota; Metazoa; Chordata; Mammalia; Diprotodontia; Phascolarctidae
Source: RefSeq, a predicted model, not a curated record